CAUUUAUAUCUGCAAUACUGAGCUGGCCUGACAAGAUUUCUUACUGUACUGCACAUGUCAGAGGCAUAUCUGCCCGAAUAUAUUUCAAGCGGAAUGUUGUCAUUGUGGAUUGUGCCUUACUGAUCACCGCCCAGGUGUUGACACUUUCUCCGUGGUCAAACAAUAGCCUUGAAAGGUAUCGCUUUCUCCAUGCACAAACAAAGCCAAUCAAACCACCUUAGUUUAAAGACAACAGAAAUUUACCUGCACAUUUCCCUCAAAAUAUGUGCUCUCAGUGGAAUGAAUGAUGAGUUGAUCGAUUGUGAAGCUGUUUAGCUAGCUAGCUAAAUUGCUAUUUUAGAUAUUAGUUGUCAGUAGCUAAAUUGUCAUUGCAGUUAAUGAAUUGAACUUAAUUCAUUUGGCUACAUCUCAUUACUUUCAUAUCUCUAAACCAUAUGAAAUCAUCGCCAUCAUAUCUAAACCAUGCAGGUUGCAAUUGUUCUAGUUACGUUUUUAAAAUACUUUGAUUGACUGAAGGGACAUUAACGGGUUAACAUUCCCAUUCAAGAAGAACGGUUCAGCACGAGACGCCCCUGUGUGCAUAUCGUGGGCUUGCGCAGUCUGGUUUAAACAGUACACACACAGUUGUUGCUUUUUCUUCAGAGCCAUUUUUUUUGCACAAAAAAUGUUUGGAGAAACGUUUAAAAAUUUUACAAUACAUUUCAACGCCAAUAACCCGAGAGUUACUUUCUCGAGUGGUGACUUUAUGGCAGGUCAGAUUUCCUUUGAUCUUUCGAAAGAAACAAAGCUCAGCUCUAUAACAUUAACAUUAAAUGGAAAAGCAAAGGUACAGUGGACAACACAAGGAGGAGGUGGUGGAAGAAGAGGACGACGCAGAAGGCAACGACGAGUCCACUCGGCAAGGCUGGAAUUCUUCAACUUCUCUCAAAUCGUAAUGCAAGAAAAUAACGCGGUCCCUAACACCACACUUCAACCAGGAACCCAUGUGUACCCAUUCACAUGCCAAAUCCCACAAGGGUGUGUAUGACGUCUUAUUACUGUGUGUGUGUGUGUUUUAUUCACUGUUGUAUAUUCAAGGUCUGACCAUUAUUGUUAAACUUAUUUUCAUUCAUUCAGAAACUUCCCCUCCUCUUUCCAUGGGGUGCAUGGCAGUAUCAUUUACUCAAUGAAGGUGGAGAUACACAGGCCAUGGCAUCUAGCCAAGGAAUUUGUGACUGAGUUCAACUUUGCCAGCCACAUAGAUGCCAACCAACCACAUCUUCUGGCUCCUCUGGCAGGCAGCAACACUAAGACCCUGUGCUGCCUCUGGUGUGCCUCAGGUCCCAUCUCAAUGACUGUCUGCACUGAGAGGAAAGGCUUUGUCCCAGGAGAGAUGGUGAAAAUCAUCUGUGAGCUUAGUAACGGCUCCUCUCGGAUAGUGACUCCGCAUGCGACCCUUAUCCAGAAGCAGAUGUUUUACACCCAUAACAAGUGCAACAGGAGGUUGCAGAUGAAAAACCUGGCCUCAGUGGAUGGUCAGCCUGUCAACCCCAGUAGCUCUGAGGUCUACAGCGAUAUGAUGCUUCCCAUCCCUCCCAACACGACUCUCACUAUCUCCAACUGUCCUAUACUGGAGCUGGAUUACACUGUGGAUGUGAGUCUACGUAUCAGAGGUUCCACGGACCUCAAGGUGCUGUUCCCCAUUGUGCUGUGUAAUAUUCCUGUUUACGCUCCCCAGCCUCCACCUCCAUAUCAGUAGCAAUAGUACUAGGAUCACAUUGCCCCUAGACUCCAAUCUAAGGUCAGUGUUUUUCUACCUAGUGGUUAAGGUUAGGAUUUAGGCAGGGUAAGCAGCACUUAGAUACGAAUGUCUCUAAUAUGUAACUAGUCAUAUUAGAGACAUGCAUAGUGUCUCACAACUGGGAAUGGGAAUAUGAGGGUUACUAGGAACCAUUCUUCUGGUGAGCCGGUUUUUGUGUCACUGAUUAUUUGGACAAAUCACGAUUUUGCCGGGUUGGUGUAAACCUGGCAUCUUUAGAAUUUUGGAAAGGGGGGGGGGGGGUAAUUUAGGCCCACAGAUGGCUAAAAGGAUUUCAGAGGAGGGCAUAUGGACUUCGCCGCUCACAUUAGGCCAAACAUCUCAACAAGCCCUCCCACACCAAGUCUGGUAGCUGGCCAGAGGCCGGCAUUCACUCUAGAUUUGGUUCUGGAUUCUGAGAUUAGACACUGCCAAACCCCUUUUAAGAUGGGGUUUCCAAUUCUACAAUUUAUACAUGUUUAUCACCAUAGGAAUUGUUAGAGCAAGUUUUGUCAUCGACCACCAUGUCAAAUCCUUCCUUCAUAUAUUGUCUCUUACCAAUACCUAUGGAAGUCUUGUGCUGUUUCUGCUCACUAUUGCCAUAAAUGUUCAGAAUUCAUUACUUUAAAAAAACAACUGACAUUUCAGAGCCUAAUUCACCUCCAUCUAGGUCAUGAGAUGAGGAACUAUUGGGCAAUGCUAUUGCUUCGAGGACUAACUCAAUACUACAGCUGAUAAGGAAGAAGGCUUGAUAGACAACUAAACUUGCUCCAACACAUCUUACAACAUAACAAAUUGUAGGAUUUAUGUUAAAUGCCUCUUAAAAAGGUUGAUUUGCAAUAGUUCUCAGGGUUGUACCAAAUACGGUACCAGAUUUUCUAAUAUUUUAUGCAUCAACUUUUAAAAGGUGUUUGUUCCGUUAAUAUUUCUGUUACAUGUUUUUAUAGCCAUGCGGUUUUAUUUACAGUUGUAUGUAUGUAUGUAUAUAUAUAUAUAUAUACACACAACUGUAAAUAAAACUGCAUAUAUUUCAUACUACUUACAUGUAAUGAUGCCUUGCCGUCCUCCAGUGUUUGAGGUGACAGACGGACAGUGCUUUAAAUAUCUAAUGGUGCAGUCGUCGUUCAUCUCUUGCCAGGUCAUGUUGCUUAGCAUUUCUUUCAAGGUGCUUGAGUGAUUGUUAACAUAAGAUAAUUGGGCUUUGUGACUGUGUUUACUCAUGUUUGAUCAAUCGCUCCGUGGUGUCUGUCUCACCCUACUUCUCUUUUUUAUCAUGGUUAAUUUAAGGAUUCGAUUUGUUAUUCAUGGUCAACAUUGUUUUGCCCAUUCGUUUGGAAAAUAGAAUGUUCAGGAUGCUUGUGAUCCAAUCACUAAUUCAUUUGAAUGUCCAUUUUAAAAUUACACUAAUGCAACUACACUGUUCUCUUGCUGUGGUCUGAAUAACAAAAGCAUGUUUUUACACUCCUAGUUGUAUGAGCGUAAUCCAACAAAGUCUGAAACAUUUGACAUUCAUAUAGUAAACUCAACCAUAUAAAGAACCACUCAAAUUCACGCACAAUAAUGUUUUUCAUAUGAAUUGUAUUGUGUUUGUGUAAAUUAUAUAUUGUAUUUAUGUUGCUGUUCUAACUGUUUUUAUGUCUGUUUUAACACUCCCAAGUUCAUCCAUUGAGGACAUCUACUCAUUUGAAACUCUUUCAAACUCCCUUGAAGAGUUCAGUACUGCCGUUAGAAGAUGUGCACAACCCAUUGUUUUGAAGAUGUAUUGGUGGUAAAUUCAUUGUGUUGUAUUGAACGUGGACAUUUUCAUUUGAUUUCAAAUGUCAAAACUGUCCUUGUUUGUGACGUAGUCCUUGCCAUUGAGUUCCCUUGAACCUUCUUAAUGAAGACAGGGAAGUACACAUCUCUAGACUCUUUAUGUAUUGCCCAAAAUGUAUCAUUUGUAAUAUCACAAUAGAAUCAGACAGUAUUCUGAUAAAAACAUGUUGAAUUGUCUCUGUGUGUAUGUGUACAUACAUACAUACAUACAUACAUGUUUUAACCACAAUACCUUUUAACAAUGUACUGUAUAUUUUGUUGUGUUUGUCAAACUGAGUAUCAAGGUAGCACUUUAGGAAAGCCCACUGAUAAACUCUAAGUAGAUCUUCACAGAUUGGCCACCUGUAGAAUUGAACAUUUUGUAAGUACUGUUUGACUGAUACUACUUAUAUGCCAUGAAUGUUAUUGACCUGUAAUAAACACAUUAACUUCCAUUUGACCAUUUAAAAAACAUUUGAACAUGAUUUCAGAGGGGUUGGGUUAAAUGUGGAAGACACAUUUCAGUGUCUUUUCCUUUCCCAUUCUUGUGU
This is a messenger RNA of Oncorhynchus kisutch (coho salmon), 4122 nucleotides long. RefSeq names its product arrestin domain-containing protein 3. Gene Ontology annotation, cellular component: plasma membrane; cytoplasm. Bases 1166 to 1738 code for a protein of 190 amino acids. The record is from RefSeq and is a predicted model, not a curated record. Gene Ontology annotation, biological process: protein transport. The transcript has 5 exons. Lineage: Eukaryota; Metazoa; Chordata; Actinopteri; Salmoniformes; Salmonidae.